GCGCCGCGUCAUGGCUCUGCUGGCCGCGGUCCGCGCGCUGCAGCCCGCGGCGCGCGGCGCGCGCCGGCCCCGGACGCGCCUCCACGCCACGAAGGUGGAGGGCCCGUCGAUGGACCAGGUCGUGCAGCUCUGCCGCCAGCGCGGCUUCGUCUUCGGCUCGAGCGAGAUCUACAACGGCUUCAACGGGUUCUACGACUACGGCCCGCUCGGCUGCGAGCUCAAGAAGAACAUCAAGGACCUGUGGUGGCGCGACUUCGUGCACGGGCGCGAGGACGUGCACGGCCUGGACUCGAGCAUCAUCGCGAGCCCCGCCGUCUGGCGCGCGUCGGGCCACGUCGACGGCUUCAGCGACCCCAUGUGCGACGACAAGGAGACCAAGAAGCGGUACCGGGCGGACCAGCUCUUCGUCGGCGACGUCGUCGACGACGCGACCGGCAUCACGCCGCGCGGAAGCUACGGUGUGGGGGGGGGCGCGGGGGGGGUCGCCCGGGCCGCCGCGACGCCCCGGUCGCUGGCCGCGCAGGCGACGUCGUGGGCGCCGUCACGGUGCUCGAGUCGGAGGACGUCGAGCGGGACCUCGCCAAGGCGGCGAGGAAGCUCUGCAAGGCCGCGCGGCGGCCCGUCGCCUUCCGGAGCGUCGCCGAGUGCUCCGAGGCCGAGAUGGCGCGCGUGCCGCCGCCGGGCGCGCCCGACCGGCCCGGCGGCCUGACGCCGCCGCGGGCGUUCAACCUCAUGUUCGAGACGCGCGUCGGCGCCGCGGCCGACGCCGCGGCGGCGGCCUACCUGCGCCCGGAGACGGCGCAGGGCAUCUUCGUGAACUUCAAGAACGUCGCCGCGACGGCGCGGGGCUUCGGCGUGCCGGGCGGCGUCGCGCAGAUCGGCAAGGCCUUCCGCAACGAGAUCACGCCGCGCAACUUCGUCUUCCGGUCGCGGGAGUUCGAGCAGAUGGAGAUCGAGUACUUCUGCUCGGACGAGGGCGACGCGUGGCGCGCGUGCCACGCGGAGUGGGUCGCCGCGUGCCGGGCCUGGCUCGUGGACCGCGCGGGCCUGCGGGCGGAGCUGCUGGGCGAGGACGUGCACGAGGACCUGGCCCACUACGCGCGCGCGUGCACGGACAUCACGUUCCGGUUCCCGUUCGGCGAGCAGGAGCUGCAGGGCAUCGCGGCGCGCGGGUGCUACGACCUGACGCAGCACCAGGAGGCGUCGGGCAAGUCCCUCGAGUACGUGGACCAGGCCUCGGGCCGCAAGUACGUCCCGCAGGUCGUCGAGCCGUCGAUCGGCGUCGACCGGCUCUUCCUCGCGGCGAUCUGCUCGGCCUACGCCGUCGACGAGGUCGGCGGCGCCGAGCGGACGUUGCUCAAGUUCUCGCCGCUCCUGGCGCCCGUCAAGGCCGCCGUCCUCCCGCUCUCGAAGAAGGACCCGGCGCUGCUCGAGAUCGCGCGGCGCGUCCACGACGACCUGAAGCGGCGGUACAACGUGCAGUGGGACGCGGCCGGGAACAUCGGGAGGCGCUACCGGCGCCAGGACGAGAUCGGCACGCCGCUCUGCAUCACGGUCGACUUCGACUCGAUCGAGGACGGCUGCGUCACCGUGCGCGACCGCGACUCGACGGACCAGGUCCGCGUCAAGGUCGAGGACGUCGCGGCGCACGUCGUCCACGUCAUCGAGGGGCUCUGA
Messenger RNA from Pelagomonas calceolata, 1677 nucleotides. The record is from the annotation of a GenBank genome assembly. Lineage: Eukaryota; Pelagophyceae; Pelagomonadales; Pelagomonadaceae.